Molecule: messenger RNA, 1152 nt
Organism: Cornus florida
Lineage: Eukaryota; Viridiplantae; Streptophyta; Magnoliopsida; Cornales; Cornaceae
Product: putative serine/threonine-protein kinase
Exons: 6
Coding region: 1-1152 (383 amino acids)
Biological process (GO): protein phosphorylation
Molecular function (GO): protein kinase activity; ATP binding
Source: RefSeq, a predicted model, not a curated record
AUGAAGUUCUCUUUUCUAUGCUCAAAGUGCUUCUUUUCUUCCUCGGCAAUCCACUUUGACAAAACCAGAGAAGAAAGUAUUUGUCGAAGUAUUGAUGCAUUCUCUUACAAUGAACUGAAAGUGGCGACCAAUGGCUUCCGCUCUUCCAAUAAAAUCGGCGAAGGAGGAUUUGGCAGUGUUUACAAGGGUGUGCUUCAAGAUGGAACAGCUGUUGCUGUGAAAGUGCUUUCAGUAGAAUCAAAACAAGGGGAUAAUGAGUUCAUGUCUGAGAUGGCUUCAAUGUCCAAUAUCACCCAUGAAAAUCUUGUUAAGCUGCAUGGUGGUUGCAUCAAUCGUGCUUGCAGAAUGCUUGUUUAUGACUACAUGGAAAACAACAGCCUUGCUCAAACUUUGCUCGGUGGGGAGGAAAAAAGAGUUCAAUUUAGCUGGGAAACACGGCACAAAAUUUCCUUAGGCAUUGCUCGAGGGCUUGCCUACAUUCAUGAGGAUAUUAAGCCUCAUGUUGUGCACCGGGAUAUCAAGGCCAGCAAUAUACUACUUGAUCAGAAUUUUUCUGCCAAAAUUUCAGAUUUUGGCCUCUCUAAGUUUUUUCCUGAUAAUAUCACUCACAUUAGUACUCGAGUUGCCGGGACAUUAGGAUAUCUUGCUCCAGAGUAUGCUAUCAGUGGGCAUUUAACGCGAAAAUCAGAUGUAUAUAGUUUUGGAGUGCUACUUCUAGAGAUUGUCACCGGACGAUCAGCAAUUGAUUUUGAUGUAGAACUUGGAGAGCAUUAUCUUGUCGAGAAGGCAUGGGACAUGUACAAGUCCAACAAGCUUGAGCAGCUGGUGGACCCUAUGCUGAAGGGUGACUUCUCCGCCGUGGAAGCCGUCCGAUUCCUCAAGGUGGGGCUGCUAUGUGUGCAAGAGAUCACCGGACUCCGACCCAAAAUGUCCGCAGCCCUUAAGAUCAUGCGUGACGAGAUCAACAUCAACGGCCUGCAAAUAUCGCAGCCAGGACUAAUCACCAAUAUGAUGGACGUUAAAAUAGGUAGCAGAUGCACCUCAGAAAGCAUCACAACCACCGCCAGCAGCCGCAGCCCACCCAGCUUCACCGCCGCCCGUAGCCCGCAAUUGUACCAUUCAAAAAACUACAACCAAAAACUAGCAAGAUAG